Molecule: messenger RNA, 732 nt
Organism: Botrytis cinerea B05.10
Lineage: Eukaryota; Fungi; Ascomycota; Leotiomycetes; Helotiales; Sclerotiniaceae
Exons: 2
Coding region: 123-602 (159 amino acids)
Source: RefSeq, a predicted model, not a curated record
GGGCGCUGGUCGACUUUGAAUUUAAAGAUUCGAAUUUUGAUUUUAAUCUUGUGAGGUUUGGUUGUUUUGCAGAUUUGAUUGGGUACGUGUUGUAUACAUUCUACAUUAUACCUUUCACAAUCAUGAAGACAUCAGCCAUUCUACUUUUCGCCACCCUCGGCAUGACAUCUGCUUCCGUUCUCAGCACUACGAAUGUCGCCACCGUUCUCGCGGGAGUAACAGCCCCAUCCUCUCUCACCAUAUCGGCCGAUGCUAUGGUAGCUAUCACCAAGCUUGGUACCGGCGGUGCAAAUGCCGCUUCAUUGACCGCUGCCGAAACUGCUGCCAUCAGUGCUUGUACAGAGGCUGGUCGAGCGAACAAUACAGCUUCAAAAGCCAAUCUCAGUGAUGGAACUGGAAGUGCGGGAGCUAUUGCUUUUGUAACAAAUAAAGUUACGACUCACGCAUGCGAAACUGCAGGUCAGCAAAUAGCAUUGGUUACUUCAGGGAAGGCAGCGAGUGAUACAGAUGUUAAUCUUUUGAUAUCAAAUGUGGGAGUGCUAAAUGUAAAUACCAAGGCUGCGGGAAUUACUUCAAAGCGUGCGGUAGCGUUUGCGAGUUAAGGGGCUUUCUCUGUUUUUGUUUUAGUUUUGCAGGAAUUAUGAUAAUGAACAUGGUUUCCUAACCCCAACUCCAAAGAUUAAUUCAAAGAGGUUUUAUGAGUAUCUAUUAUUGAAUUUCGUAGAUCUUACA